Molecule: messenger RNA, 4748 nt
Organism: Magnolia sinica
Lineage: Eukaryota; Viridiplantae; Streptophyta; Magnoliopsida; Magnoliales; Magnoliaceae
Product: mediator of RNA polymerase II transcription subunit 15a-like
Exons: 12
Coding region: 265-4401 (1378 amino acids)
Biological process (GO): regulation of DNA-templated transcription
Molecular function (GO): transcription coactivator activity; chromatin DNA binding
Source: RefSeq, a predicted model, not a curated record
GGCGGUCUUCUCUUCCAAACAUGAAGUGGGAUGGACUCCAAGCUAUGGGAUUAUACGACAAACCCUGAAACCAUCUAAAUAUUACUUUCUGCUAAUUCCUCCAAAUCCCCUUCUCUCGCGCUAUCAGACCCAAAUCUCUCUCUCUCUCUCUCUCUCUCUCUCUCAAAAAACUUAUCCGAAGGGUGCAUUUCGCGUUUGGGCGUGCCGCUCUGAAGCCUUCCCGGACCUGCUUUUGUUACUAGUUCUUGUUUUGGGCUUUUUUCAAUGGAUGGAAACAAUUGGAGACCUGCUCAUGGGGAAUCCAACAUGGAUAGUAGCGAUUCCAACAUGGACGGUAUUGAUUGGAGGACCCGUUUGACCACUGAUUCUCGACAGAGGCUCGUUAAUAAGAUAAUGGACACGUUAAAGAUGAACUUGCCGAUUUCUGCUCCCAAUGGGUUAGUGGAACUCAGGCAAAUUGCUGCAAGAUUUGAGGAAAAGAUUUUUACUUCUGCCACAAGUCAGGAUGAUUAUCUGCGGAAAAUAUCUAUGAAGAUGCUUACGAUGGAGACUAAAUCUCAAACAAGUGGUGUGACACUAUCAAACUCUGCCACUGGGAACCAGAAUUCCCUAGACCCAGCACGCAACCAAGGGCAGUCACUACCAAUUCUUGCGGCUAGUCAGUCUCAACAGCGGCAGCAGCUUUUACCCCAAAACACACAAAACUCCAUUGCAUCUUCUGCCGUACAAAAUUCUUCAUCCAGUUUGCAAUCAGUACUAUCAUCAAUGACAGGACUGACACAAAUGUCCAUGUCCAAUGCUGUCGAUCAGAACUCCAAUUUACAAUCUAUGUCCGAAAUUUCACAGAACUCCAUGGGCAACUCAAUAGGACAAGGAUUACCGUUGAAUAAUUUCACCAGUUCACAGAGACAGAUGCAAGGAAGGCAGCAGCAUCUGCAGCAGGUCGUACCCCAGCAACAAAACCAGCAGCAGUCUCAGAAUCCACAGCAGAUGAUUUAUCAACAGCAGCUUCAGCAACAUAAUUUGAAGCAGAAGCUUCAGGGGAAUAUUCAACCCUUGCUUCGGCAGUCACAUUUCCAGCAGCAGCAGCAGCAGCCCCUCAUGCAAACAAACCAAAUGCAACCUUCUCAGCCAUCCCUUAUGCAACAAAUGCCAUCUGGUCUCCAGUCGAUCCAGCCAACUCUUCAGCAGCAGCCUUCUAUGAUGCAGUCAAAUCCGCAGUCUGGCCUUCAACAAAAUCAACAGACUUCUGUUCAGCAGAAUCAACAGACUCUUGUUCAACAGAACAUGCCAUCUGGUAUUCAGCAAUACACACAAUCGGCCCUCAGGCAGCAGCAGCAGCAGCAGUCGCAGCGAUCUUCCAUGCACCAGCAGACAUCGGUUCUUCAGCAACAGCAAACACAAAGCGCUCAGCAGCAGAUCCUAUCGUCGCAGCCUCAACAACCGCUAAUGGGGCAGCAACAAAGUGCAAUAAACAUGCUGCAGGAUCAGCUCCUUGGACAACAAAACAAUAUACCAGACAUGCAGAAGCAGCAGCAGAGGAUGCCCGGCCCACAGAAUAAUCUUUCAAACAUGCAGCAGCACCAGCAACAGUUAUUGGGUCAGCACAAUAACAUCUCAAACUUACGUCACCAGCAGCAGCAGUUGGGCCCUCAAAGUACUGUUUCUGGACUCCAGCAGCCACAACUGGGCCCUCAAAGUGCUGUUUCUGGACUACAGCAGCAGCAGCAGCAGCAACAACAAUUACUUGGGUCCCAGCUUGGAGUGUCGAACCAGCAGCAGCACUCAGUGCAUAUGUUGCAGCCAGCCAAGGUUGCAGCACAUCAGCCACAAAACCAGCAGACAUCUUCAACGGUGUUGCCAUCACAACUGCAGCAGUCGCAAUCACAACCACCACAGCAGCAGCUCAUGUCUCAGUCCCAGCCAGCACAACUGCCACAGCAGAAGCCAUUGCAGCAGCAGCCGAACUUGUUACAACGAGAUAUGCAGCAAAGGACACAAACAUCAGGUGCUUUACCACAGUCUCAGAAUGCAAUCGAUCAGCAGAAGCAACUAUUUCAGCCACAAAGAGUGCUUCCAGAGGCAUCAUCAACAUCAAUGGAUUCCACAGCCCAGCCAGGACAUGUGGGUGUACCUGAUUGGCAAGAGGAUGUUUAUCAGAAGAUUAAAUCCAUGAAGGAAUUGUAUCUACCAGAACUGAACGAAAUGUACCAGAAGAUAGUUAUGAGGUUCCAGCAGCUAGAUGCUCCCAUACAGCAGCCGAAGCAGUCGGAACAAAUCGAGAGACUAAAAUGGUACAAGGCCAUGUUAGAGCGCUUGAUAGCAUUCUUGCAGGUGCCCAAGAGCAAUAUUUCACCUGCUUACAAAGAGAGACUGUCUCAUUUCGAGAAGCAGAUUGUUGGUGUUCUCAGCUCCAGGAUAAAGAAGCCUGCUUUACAGCAGCCUGGACAGCAACAACUUCAGCCCUCUGUUGGUCAAUCACUCUUAAUCCCGCAGCAACCACAAUCUCAAAAUUCUCAGCAGCAGCACGACAAUCUCGUAAACCAGAUGCAGCCGAUGCGCGCACAAGGUCCGGUGGCAUCUAUGCAUUCAACUACCACGACAAACUUACAGCAUGCCACCCAGCAGAACAUGAUGAAUGCUCUUCAGACUGGUUCUAGUUUGGAUUCGACUGCACUGGGAAGUGGGCUCAAUUCAUUGACGCAGGGGGCUAUGGGCUCCCUGCAGCAGAACAUUAGGGGAUCCCUGCAGCAGAACACCAUGGGAUCUUUGCAGCAGAAUACUGUCCAUGUUCCACCCCAGCAGGCUAAAAUUAAUACAUUGUCACAAGGUGGUGUGAAUCCAUUACAGCCUAACAUCGAACCAAAUUCUACCGUGCUCCAACAGCAGCAUCUGAAGCAGCAGCAAGAACAGCAGCUUAUGCAACCACAACAAUUGAAGCAGCAAUACCCACCGCGCCAUGUGCUCCAGCAAUUGAUUCAACAACAGCAGAAGCAGCAGAUAUUGCAGCAGCAACCACUAAUGCAGCAGUUACACCAGCAACAAAAGCAGCAGCAAUCUGCACAAUUACAGCCACACCAAAUGCCCCAGCUUCAUCAGAUGAAUGAAGCCAACGAGUCGAAGAUGAGGUCUGGUGCAGGACCGGACCUGUUUUCACAGCAGCAACCAGUGGGGCAACGCUUGGCAUAUCAGCAGCAGCUGAAGAUUGGUGCUCCAUUUCCGACUUCUUCUCCUCAACUGCAGUCCGUGUCCCCUCAAAUUUCACAGCACUCGUCACCUCAGAUUGACCAGCAAAGUCUUCUACCAUCUCUCCCGAAAGCUGCAUCGCCUUUGCAAUCUGCCACCUCCCCCUUCGUUGUUCAUUCUCCUUCGACUCCCUUAUCCUCCUCUCCUAUACCACUGGACCCUGAGAAACCUUUAUCUGGUAUUUCCUCAAACUCAAAGGCUGGGAAUCUUUUGACGUCUGGGAUGUCGCCGUCUCUCUUCCUCCAAGAUUUUACUAGUCCAGAUGGUAAUCAGGGUGGCAAAUCAAGUACAGUAGAGCGGCCCUUGGAGCGCUUAAUUAAAGUGGUCCAAUCAGUGUCACCUGAAGCAUUUACUUCCUCUGUCAGCGAUAUUGGCUCCGUGGUCAGUAUGAUUGAUAGGGUAGCAGGAUCUGCACCUGGUAAUAGAUCUAGAGCUGCUGUUGGCGAAGAUUUGGUGGCCAUGACAAAGUGCCGUUUGCAAGCGAGAGACUUCAUAUCACAAGAUGGGGGUGCCACGACUAAAAAAAUAAGGCGCCACAUCAGUGCCAUGCCCUUGAAUACUGUGCCAUCAGCUGGUAGUGUAAAUGAUAGUUUCAAGAGGCUAAACAGUUUAGACACGUCCGAGUUAGAGUCAACUGCAACGUCUAAAAUCAAGAGGCACAGAGUUGAGGUCAACCAUGCACUAUUGGAAGAGAUCAGGGUGAUAAACCAGCGGUUAAUUGAUACUGUGGUGGAGAUCUGUGACAAGGACGUUGAUUCAAAUGCAGCUGCCGCUGAAGGCGAAGGGACUGUUGUCAAGUGCUCCUUCUGUGCUGUGGCUCUCUGUUCAAACCUGAAGUCGCAGUAUGAUUCAGCACAGAUGUCUCCCAUCUCGCCCUUGCGACUGCUGGUUCCCGUCAAUUAUCCAAAUUGCUCCCCUAUACUUUUAGACAAGUUGCCUAUCGAACCAAGAAAGGAGCUUGAGGAUCUGUCGGCAAAGGCGAAAUCUAGGCUCAAUAUCUACCUCCGUGGCAUUUCACAGCCCAUAUCACUGGCGGAGAUGGCUAGGACUUGGGAUGUUUGUGCCCGCAAGGUGAUAGCUGAAUAUGCACAAGAGAGUGGAGGAGGCAGCUUCAGCUCUAGGUAUGGGACGUGGGAGAAUUGCAUCAGUGCUUGAUCACAGCAUUGCCGGUAUGAGAAUUGAUGUCCCCGGGUGGUAUUGUAUCUAUUAUAUUCUGUUCCUACUCAGAAAACGGAGCUGUUUCGGGUUCGUAUGGCACUGUUGAAUGUGUCUGCUGUCAUGCAAGGGGUUUAAAGCCUCCCUUCUGUAAAGCUUAACGCUGAUCUAGACGCGCGCGUGUGUGUGUGUAUACUUUUCCAUUUACUCUGCACAGUUAGUCGUUGGAACUUCUCUUUUCUAGCUCAUGUUUGGCUUCAGGUCAGGCAGACGGCGGUGAGAUUUGGGGUGUGUUUGGAUGCUCGAUUGAAUUAAAUUGCAAUUUGUUUAAUUUUUUUAAGGGGUAA